Molecule: messenger RNA, 1212 nt
Organism: Camelina sativa (false flax)
Lineage: Eukaryota; Viridiplantae; Streptophyta; Magnoliopsida; Brassicales; Brassicaceae
Source: RefSeq, a predicted model, not a curated record
AUGGCGAUAGUCCGAUCUUUCCUUCAAGUCGCUGUUACUCGCGAUUGGGAAGUGUAUCAGAUGAAUGUCCAUAACGUAUUUUUACACGGUGAUUUGGAGGAAGAGGUGUUCAUUCGUCCUACUCCGGGUUUUCGCACUGCUGAUAAGAACCAAGUGUGUCGUCUUCAUAAAUCGCUCUAUGGUCUUCGCCAAGCCCCACGUUGUUGGUUUGCAAAGCUUUCCACGACAUUACUAGACUAUGGUUUUCAGCAAUGUGUGAAGGAUUACUCGUUGUUUGCCUUUGCUGAUGCAGAUAUACGGCUCCAUGUUCUUGUGUAUGUGGAUGAUCUCAUCAUCACUGGGAGUUCUCGUGCGGAUCUUGGUAUUUCCAAGUAUUUUUUGGGCAUUGAAGUGGCCCGCAACUCAACAGGGAUGUAUUUGUGUCAGCGUAAGUACACUCUCGAUAUAAUCUCUGAUACUGGUUUACUUGGUUCUAAGCCGGCUUCUCAUCCUCUCAAACAAGAUCAUACUCUCGCUUUGGCUCCAGGUGAUUCUUUGUCGGAUCCGUAUCCUUACCGUCAGUUAGUUGGUCGGUUGAUUUAUCUCAGUGUGACACGGCCUGAUCUCUCCUACGUGAUCCAUAUUUUGUCUCAGUUUAUGCAUGCUCCCAAGGCGGCUCAUUGGGCGGCUGCGCUACGGGUGGUUCGGUAUCUCAAGUCGAAUCCAGGACAGGGUAUUCUGUUGCAGGCUGGGACUGACUUGCGAAUCUCUGCUUGGUGUGAUUCUGAUCAUGGUGGUUGUCCGCUUUCACGUCGGUCGCUUACUGCUUGGGUUAUUCAGAUAGGGGGUUCUCCGGUUUCGUGGAAGACACAGAAACAGGAUGUGGUCUCGCGAUCUUCGGCUGAGGCUGAAUAUAGAGCCAUGGCUGAAACGGUGUGUGAAAUUCUUUGGCUGCGGGAGUUGCUUACAUUUCUCGGUGUUGACUGUACCUCUCCUGUUCCGCUUCAUUGUGACAAUGAAUCUGCUAUUCAUAUAAGCAAGAAUCUGGUGUUCCACGAACGUACCAAGCAUAUUGAGUCCGAUUGUCACUUCAUCCGUGACGAGAUUCUUCAUGGUGUGAUUGAUCCUCAACAUGUUUCCACACGGGUUCAGCUUGCUGAUAUACUUACCAAAGCUCUCGGUCGCAAAGAGUUUGAUGAGUUCUUGUCUAAGUUGGGCUAUACCGUACAAUGA